Messenger RNA from Phanerochaete carnosa HHB-10118-sp, 1119 nucleotides. RefSeq lists its product as uncharacterized. NCBI's taxonomy places the organism in Eukaryota, Fungi, Basidiomycota, Agaricomycetes, Polyporales, Phanerochaetaceae. The coding region runs from base 167 to 775 and encodes 202 amino acids. The record is from RefSeq and is a predicted model, not a curated record. The transcript has 2 exons.
GCCGCUAUUCUCACUGCGGUCUCAGGCUGUCCUACAGACUGCAUAUACUAGCACUCGAUGGUCACGAUUACUGUGUUAGCGAUGCAUUGCUCGACUGCUCGACCUGACCAGCCGACCUCGAUCUCCAGGCUCCACACUCGCGUCCCUCUCGGCCUGCGCUCUCGCUAUGGACCGCGGCCACCAGACGGCAAGGAUGCCGACAUUGACAGGACAAGGGGGUGUCUCCUUGGGCGACGACUUCGAGAGGACACGGCCGACACCCGAGAUGGGCUAUGCAUGGACACGAGCAAGUGAGCGUCGGGGGAAGCGAGUCAACGACUUUCUGGGAGAAGCGGCCUCUGAGGCGAGAACGAAGGAUCCCACUGGGCACACCAUCUGUUCUGACUAUGCUGUCGGCGACUCCAAGGCUCCCCCGUACGGUCAAGGGCUGCAUCCAGUUGGGCUGGUUUCCGACAUCAACAACACCGUGACAAAGCAUUUCGCCGACGAGGCUGCUCGUUCUAUCGCCUUCGCAGCGCUCCACCCUCUUUCUGCUCCGCGCGACCACCCCAGCAUUCUUCACGCUACCGCAUACCCAAGGCCCACCUUUAAUGACAUCCUCUCGGCCCUCUCACCGUAUGGCUGCGGCACUGAGUAUUACUGGUGCGUCAUGUGGCGGUGCCAGGUCGGGCUGCGCGUCACGGAGGUACAGGACGACGCGCUGUUCCCUCUGCUACACUUCGUGGCCGAUGACCUGGCGACAAGCAUCAAGGCACGCCCGAGCUCGGCGGCAUGAACACGCAGGACCCCGAUGUGCGGCACACGAAGCAGACGAGCGCACGGUCGACGAUGUGAUGCUGGGAGAGCACAACGCCGGCUGGUCGAGGUGGGCUUCUUUCCAGCGCUCAAGACCGACGCGCUCCAGAGCACCAAUUGAGCGCCCAGUGCAUGAAAUGCGGAGAGUUUGGGAAGCAAGUUCUUACUCGAAAGAGUUGUUGCGUCUUGCAUUCUAGUCAAAUCCCCUGUCAUCUCGCCAUCAGAACACGAUAGGCGUGAAAUAUUCUGGGUGGUGAGGUGAGCAGUAUCGGAAGGGCGUCAUCGGUGAGAUCCGAAAGUUGCGGUUUGACUACAGCAGAGGCU